Molecule: messenger RNA, 1737 nt
Organism: Morus notabilis
Lineage: Eukaryota; Viridiplantae; Streptophyta; Magnoliopsida; Rosales; Moraceae
Product: cytochrome P450 734A1
Exons: 5
Coding region: 1-1635 (544 amino acids)
Biological process (GO): brassinosteroid metabolic process; brassinosteroid homeostasis
Molecular function (GO): monooxygenase activity; oxidoreductase activity, acting on paired donors, with incorporation or reduction of molecular oxygen; heme binding
Source: RefSeq, a predicted model, not a curated record
AUGGUUGAUGAGGAGCUAAUGAUCUUCACUUGGCUAAAGCUUGUCUUCAUUGCGUUCGUGGGGUUAGUAUUUGUUCUCAACAUGGUAGUGCUUCUCUGGUGGAGACCAAGAAAAAUCGAAGAUCAUUUCUCAAGGCAAGGGAUCAGAGGACCUCCUUACCGUUUCUUCAUUGGGAAUGUUAAGGAACUCGUUGCUAUGAUGCUCAAAGCCUCUUCUCAGCCCAUGCCUAAUUUCUCUCACAACAUUCUCCCUAGAGUUCUCUCUUUCUACCACCACUGGAAAAAAAUCUAUGGUGCGACAUUCCUAGUGUGGUUCGGACCCACCGGUCGACUCGCCGUCUCCGACCCCGACCUCAUUCGCGAAAUUUUCACUUCCAAGUCUGAAUUCUACGAGAAAAAUGAGGCUCACCCGCUUAUCAAGCAGCUCGAAGGCGACGGUCUCCUAAGUCUCAAAGGCGAAAAAUGGGCUCACCAUAGGAAAAUCAUCACCCCCACUUUCCAUAUGGAGAAUCUUAAAGCUUUAAUACCAGUGAUGGCAAAAAGUGUGGUGGAGAUGCUGGACAACUGGUCAGCCAUGUUGUCGAACUCCGGCGAGGUAGAAAUCGAAGUUUCGGAAUGCUUCCAAACCCUAACGGAAGAAGUUAUAACCAGAACAGCAUUCGGAAGCAGCUACGAAGAUGGCAAAGCAAUUUUCAGGCUUCAAGCCCAACAAAUGGUUCUCGCUUCCGAUGCAUUCCAGAAAGUCUUCGUCCCUGGUUAUAGAUUUCUACCGACGCAAAGGAACAUAAAAUCAUGGAAGCUGGACAAGGAGAUAAAGGGAUCACUGAUGAAGCUGAUCAAACGGCGGAAAGAGGAGUCGUCAUCAUCAUCAUCAUCAUCAUCAAGUUCAUCAUCAUCAAGUGGUAGUCCAAAGGAUUUAUUGGGACUGAUGAUAGAGGCGUCGUGGAGGUCGACGAGGAACAUGAUAACAGAGAAAGACAUAGUGGAGGAGUGCAAGAGCUUUUUCUUUGCGGGAAAACAGACCACAUCCAACCUGCUGACGUGGACAACGGUUCUGCUAGCGAUGCACCCACAAUGGCAGGUACGGGCACGUGACGAGGUGCUUAGGGUGUGUGGAGCACGUGACAUCCCCACCAAGGAUGAUGUUGUAAAGCUCAAGACGCUGAGCAUGAUACUGAACGAAUCACUCCGGUUAUACCCGCCGACGAUCGCGACGAUCAGACGGGCGAAAACGGACGUGCAGCUGGGUGGGUACAAGAUCCCGCGUGGGACCGAGCUUCUGAUCCCGAUCCUGGCCGUCCACCACGAUCAGGCCACGUGGGGGAACGACGCGAACGAGUUCAACCCGGCUCGGUUCGCCGACGGCGUGGCUCGAGCCGCCAAGCACCCGGUGGCUUUCAUCCCCUUCGGCCUCGGGGUCCGGACCUGCAUCGGCCAAAAUCUCGCCGUUCUCCACGCCAAGCUGGCACUCGCCAUCAUACUUCAACGGUUCAGAUUCAGGCUCGCCCCCACCUACCAGCACGCUCCGACGGUCCUGAUGCUUCUUUAUCCUCAGCACGGCGCGCCGAUUAUUUUCCAGCCCUUGGAUCAUCACGAUGACGUGGCGGAAGUGGACCCCUUUGGCCCUACUUGCUAAAGGGACACACCAAUUUCCAUUUCGUGUGUGAGCAUUUUGAUUUUGGCUUAAUUGGGGCGGUUUUCUUUUUUUUAAUUUUUGGUUCUUUGAUUAAAUGUAAUA